Messenger RNA from Darwinula stevensoni, 1257 nucleotides. NCBI's taxonomy places the organism in Eukaryota, Metazoa, Arthropoda, Ostracoda, Podocopida, Darwinulidae. The record is from the annotation of a GenBank genome assembly.
AUGCUUCAGAGAGAGUGGGCCACUAUGGGUAACGGGACACCACGCAUCAGGCUGUUUAUAGGUUUCCCAGCUCUGUGUCUCUUCAUGCUGUCUGCUGCUGAUGUGCUUCAAGCUGAGAGGAAUGGGCCUCCAGAAAAUUGGGAUACUAUUAGACAGCAUCGUCGGAGGAUCCGAGAUGACUUCAAUCUGGAUGUGGAUGAGUUGCUUGGAUUUUUGAGCGACAAGAGAGUCUUCACACAUAAUGAGGAGAAGAUCAUUCGUCGAGUAGAUGAUCUAUCGGAGCGAUUUGAUAAGCUCUUCGACAUCCUUCUCGUCAAGAACCUGGAUAUGAUUCCCCUCUUCUACGAGACCCUCUCUGCCAUGGGGAGGAAUGACAUCAGGGAAUUUUUACAAGGAUCCUUCGAGGACAAGCGUAGCGUAGUGAUCGACGACGGAGUAGAAAGUCUGAAUUGUAGGGGAAAUCGGGGAAUUCUGCAACGACUUUGGAUCCUUACUAUUUGUUCUCUUGUUUCAUUGGAACUGAUGGCAUAUGUAUGAACAGGACUGUGUUGUAUUAUUCCUUCGAUGAAACUUGACGAAAAGACAAAUCGGAUGACUGGAAGCACGGAAGUAUUUCCCUCAUUGGAAUGUCGAGAGAUUAAUUCUGUCGUAAUCAGACUUAAUGGUGAGCAUUUGGCUCAUUUCGAACCUCUUCUGGUCAAGUCGCAACACUUUUCUGGGAAUUCCACAACCCUUACUUCUUCCAUAUCCCUUCACCCUUCAAGGCCGAAGCUAUUAGUUAUUAGCCCUUACACUUUUGAAAUAAUGGUUCUUCCCUUCCAUGAUUUACCAGGAGUUCAGGUAUGAAAUAUAAAACAACAUCUUAACCGAAUAAAGCGAAAAAAGAACAUCUCCGAGGUUCCCCAUGACAAGAAAAAGACGUCAUUUGUCUUUUCUCUUAGCUUUUUCUCGGCAAUGGCAAUUGGGGCCUCAAUGUUUUUUUUUUAAAGGGGAAGGACCUCUAACAUGAUCCGUAAAUUUUCUUAGUGGAAUUAUUUUAUUUCAAGACUGAAACUCUAUUACUCUCGAUUUCCAAAGUUGAAAUAUAAUUUUACAACCCUCCUCUAUUAUCAUAUUAUCAUAUCAUACAUCAUAGUAUUUGGUUAUUCGUGGCACUACAUACAUUUUGGAGUCCUAUGCAAUCCCAUCUUGCCAGACUUUGUGACGUUAAUUGCCGCAUAUGUAUCUUCCUGCAAAUACAUAUUGCUUGUCCCAACC